UCUGGAUUCUGAGACCUUGUCUGCUCCCCUCCAUCAGGUUUCCGCUCUUGUCUCCUUUCUCUGCUAGAUUCAAGUUUUUUUCUUUUUCCUAACAGUGUUGCAUGUGAUCGGCUCUUCAUAGUUCUGACAAAAAAUAAUACUAUCAUUUUCUAGUGACUUACUUGAAUCUUUACUCCAAACUAUAUUCUUUCACUCUUAAAUCUUUGAGAUUAAAAACCCAGAUGGGAGGACUAUACUGUUGUGUAUCUACGGGACAAGAUUCUGAAAAAUUUGACCACAAAAAAGCUAGAAAAACCAAGACAUUAAGUUUAAUUUCUAACAAGUUCUGUCUGUCAGCAAAAUUUCAUCUCUUCUUAAGACAAACCACUUUCAUACCUUCAUUGUCAUCUAAAGUUUAAAGUUCAGACUCUCCAAAGUAUUUACUUGCUCCUGAACCCUCUUUGGCUUGAACAUUUUCUCCUCUUGUCUCAUCUUUGAUGCUCUGGGAAUCGUAUUUGGAUUAAGAAUGGGUGAAGUGACGUAGCGUUCUUCAGAUGACUCUUAACGCCUUAUCAAUUCCUGUUACAGAUAGCUAAGAGCAAGCAGUAUGAUUUGCACACAGAAGUCACAGCCUUAAAGCAAGGGAAGAACCCCGGCUCCAGUGCUGAGGGAUGGAUGCUUGAAGGGGGUGGAUUCAAGAGAGGAGAGCUUCAGAAGGGCUCAGAACCAGAGACCUUCCAGCACGUAGAUGGAGAUCUUGCGUGUUCAGUCAGGGACGAUGAGUUUCAAUUCCAGGGGCUCCGGCACCCUGUGACUGCCAGGCAGUUGGUCGAAGCUAAGCUUCUGGACAUGAAGACAGUCGAGCAGCUGCGACGCGGUCUUAAGACGGUCGAAGAGGUUCAGAAGACUCUCAGCAAGUUUUUAACCAAAGCCACCGCCAUUGCAGGGCUUUACCUCGAAGCCACAAAAGAAAAGAUGUCAUUUUCUUCAGCAGCCAAGAAAAUCGUAAUAGACAAGAUGAUGGCGUUGGCCUUUUUGGAAGCUCAGGCUGCCACGGGUUUCAUAAUCGAUCCCCUUUCAGGUCAGACCUAUUCGGUUGAAGAUGCAAUUCUUCAGGGAGUGAUUGACCCCGAAUUCAGAAUUCGGCUCCUUGAGGCAGAGAAGGCAGCCCUGGGGUAUCCGUGUUCCUCCAAGAUGCUGUCAGUGUUUCAAGCUAUGGAAAAUAGGAUGCUUGACAGGCAAAGGGGCAAACAUAUGUUGGAAGCGCAGAUCGCCAGCGGGGGCGUCAUCGACCCCGCGCGAGGCAUUCGCGUUCCUCCAGAAGUCGCUCUGCAGCAGGGCUUGUUGAAUAACGCCAUCCUGCAGUUUUUACACGAGCCGUCCAGCAACACAAGGGUCUUUCCUAAUCCCAAUAACAAGCAAGCGCUGUAUUACGCGGAAUUACUGCGCAUGUGUGUGUUCGACGUCGACUGCCAGUGCUUGCUGCUUCCGUUUGGGGAGAGGAACAUUUCCAACCUCAAUGUGGCGAAAACGCACAGGAUCUCGGUCGUAGACACCAAGACGGGAGCAGAACUGACCACGUACGAGGCUUUCCAGAGAAACCUGAUCGACAAAAGUACCUAUCUUGAGCUGUCAGGGCUGCAGUAUCAGUGGAAGGAGGCCACCUUUUUUGAAUCCUACGGGCAUCCUUCUCGCGUGUUGAGGGAUGCUAAGACCGGGUUGCAGCUCAACAUUGAUGAGGCGGUAGAGCAGGGAACUGUCGACAAAGCCUCGGUCAGAAAGUACCAGGAGGGCCUUAUCACGCUCACAGAGCUUGCGGACUUCCUGCUCAGCCGGCUCGUUCCCAAGAAGGAUGUGCACAGUCCCGUUGCGGGGUAUUGGCUGACGUCCAGCGGGGAGAGGAUCUCAGUCCUGAAGGCCUCCCGCAGGAAUCUGGUGGAUCGGAUCACCGCCCUGCGAUGCCUCGAAGCCCAGGUCAGCACCGGGGGCAUCCUUGAUCCCCUGACCGGCAAGAGAUACCGCGUGGCCGAGGCUCUGCACAGAGGCCUGCUGGACGAGGGUUUUGCCCAGCAGCUGCGACAGUGUGAGUUGGUGGUGGCGGGGAUCAGUCAUCCUGUCACUAACAAAGUGAUGUCAGUGUUGGAAGCUGUGAAUGCAAACAUCAUAAGUAAGGACAUGGGAGUCCGGUGUUUGGAAUUUCAGUACUUGACAGGGGGGCUGAUGGAGCCCCAGGCUCAGACCCGGUUGUCCAUAGAGGAGGCUCUCCAAGUGGGUAUGAUAGAUGUCUCCAUCGCAACAAAACUCAAAGACCAGAAGUCCUACAUCAGAAACAUCCUGUGUCCGCAGACGAAAAGAAAGUUGACAUACAAAGAAGCGUUAGAAAAAGCCGAUUUCGAUUUCCACACGGGACUGAAACUCUUAGAAGUGUCUGAACCCCUGAUGACAGGAAUCUCCAGCCUCUACUAUGCUUCGUGAUAGGACGUGUGUAGAUUACCUGGAACAGGUCCAGUUCCCACGAUGAAACACACAGUCCAGAAAUUGUAUCACAUACUCAAAGCACCAGUUGCUUUCUUGAGGGCUGGAAAGAGCUAACUGCUGAGGGGAGAGAAUACUUUUUAAACUGAAAAUAUCCAAAGACUUACUGCCCCAAUUCCAUUUACCUUUGAGAUUUGUAUUUUGACUCUUACCUACACUCAGAAAUAUUUUACCUAGAGUAUGGGAUAAGCUUGAGGAACUCCAGCAGGUUUCCAGCAUCCCCCCUUCCGAGCCCUCCAUUCCUGACCAGAUCCAGCCUGGUGUCAGGGUUCCUUCCCAUUUAUUGAACGAUUCAUUGCACUCACUAACAUAGCACUUCAGAAAGCGUCGUGGAAUCUGAGGGAAAAGUGCCCAUUUGUUCCAGCAUCCGUGAGGCUAUAUUGUUUUAGAUCGCCUUGAAAAAUGAAAGUUUGGGAUUUUUCUGUGUGUGUGUAUAUAACCUUCUUUGCCUAUUACCUGUUCACCACCGUCUCCCAUUUCUAGUCACGACUUUGUCAUUGGAAGCAGCAUCAUGACUGGGUUCUGUGUUGGAGGAAGGCAGAUGAUUUUUCUUCGUUCUGUGUAAUUUUCCUACGUGUGCAGACUUUCUCCACUGUUUCAGAUUUCCAUUGUCUGAUACUUUUCUGUCCAGACAAUUGUGCUUGUGAUGCUAAUGCAAAGGCAGCAAUUCAGAGAUCGCCCAGUGCUUCAUGAAUAAAGUUGAGUUUUUAAACGUGUCAUGUUGGUAGACCAGCUGGCAGGUUCUACUGAUCAUUCAAGACUGUCUGUCACAGUUUCCUUUGCUACAUAAACAUUUUGGAAGUACAUCUGGUGUGUGACGUGAUACACAUGGUUAAGUGAAUGAAUAAAGCAUCUCGGUAACCUGU
Camelus dromedarius (Arabian camel) is the source of this 3380-nucleotide messenger RNA. Its product is annotated as plectin-like. Gene Ontology annotation, molecular function: structural molecule activity. The transcript has a single exon. Lineage: Eukaryota; Metazoa; Chordata; Mammalia; Artiodactyla; Camelidae. Gene Ontology annotation, biological process: wound healing; skin development; intermediate filament cytoskeleton organization. Bases 655 to 2454 code for a protein of 599 amino acids. The record is from RefSeq and is a predicted model, not a curated record. Gene Ontology annotation, cellular component: intercalated disc; cytoskeleton; plasma membrane.